CAAACAACAGGUGGCGAUGUCGGUCCUACACGAAGACUAAUGAAAGUGAAGAUGCUCUCCAGUCUUCUGAGGCAGCAGGCAUAAGACUUGUCUUGCCGGUCCAGACUCAGUCAUUCUGGUCCAGAUUCGAUACUCUCGUUGAUCGUACCCAAUCUUCCUGUUCCAGACCCAGUACUACUGUUCCGAAAGUCCGCCUUGUGGUUUUGUCAGCCGUCUGGACAACCGAGUGGAGCAUCUUCGUGUUCUUUGACACAAUCUUUGCCCCGGCACUUUUCCAGAAUGGCCGGUAACGCGUGGAGGUCAAUGUUGUCCCAGGUGGUGGUCGGUGCCACAAAGCGACCCUUUUUAUCGUCUUUGUCUUCCAGGGGAAUGCACACGGUCACGCUGAUACCUGGCGAUGGCAUCGGACCUGAGAUCUCCAGCGCAGUAAUGAAGAUCUUUGAGGCCGCAAAAGCUCCAAUCCAAUGGGAGGAGAGGAAUGUGACGGCCAUCAAAGGUCCCGGUGGCAGGUGGAUGAUCCCCCCCGAUGCCAAAGAGUCGAUGGACCGCAGCAAGAUUGGACUGAAAGGACCUCUGAAGACGCCCAUCGCCGCUGGUCACCCUUCCAUGAACCUGCUGCUCAGGAAGACCUUUGACCUUUACGCCAACGUCAGGCCGUGUGUCUCCAUCGAAGGCUACAAGACGCCGUACACCGACGUCAACCUGGUCACCAUCCGCGAGAACACGGAGGGCGAGUACAGCGGCAUCGAACACGUGAUUGUGGACGGUGUCGUUCAGAGCAUCAAACUGAUUACAGAAGACGCCAGCAGACGCAUCGCCGAGUACGCCUUCGAAUACGCCAGAAACAACCAAAGAAACAGCGUCACCGCCGUCCACAAGGCCAACAUCAUGCGGAUGUCCGACGGGCUCUUCCUGAGGAAAUGCCGCGAGGUGGCGGAGAACUACAAAGACGUGAAGUUCACAGAGAUGUACCUGGACACCGUGUGCCUCAACAUGGUUCAGGACCCGACGCAGUUUGACGUCCUGGUGAUGCCCAACUUGUACGGAGACAUCCUCAGCGACCUUUGUGCCGGCCUCAUCGGUGGACUCGGGGUCACACCCAGCGGGAACAUCGGCGCCAAUGGCGUGGCCAUCUUUGAAUCUGUCCAUGGCACGGCCCCCGACAUCGCCGGUCUGGACCUCGCCAACCCCACUGCCUUGCUGCUCAGCGCCGUCAUGAUGCUGCGUCACAUGGGCCUUCACGGGCACGGCCACAAGAUACAGACGGCGUGCUUCGACACCAUCAGAGACAAGAAGGUGCUGACCAAGGACUUGGGAGGAAAUUCCAAAUGUUCAGAGUUCACGGCUGAAAUCUGUCGUCGCGUUCAGGAUCUGGAUUGAUACGGUGGCGACAACGGCAACGUGCCUGCUAACUCCACCCCCCCGCCCCCUCUGAGGGGCUCAGGGCUUCGCCGAGCUCAGACGCUCACAGCAAACAUGACUGAUGCUAAGGAGGAGGAGCUUAGCAGUUUUCUAACGGUCACUAACGAACUUAUUUAUUGUUUCCUCUGGCCAUGUCAUCACGCCUUGGCUCCAUUAAAAGGCCUUUUCUCCCUCAA
Messenger RNA from Doryrhamphus excisus (bluestripe pipefish), 1598 nucleotides. Its product is annotated as isocitrate dehydrogenase [NAD] subunit alpha, mitochondrial. The record is from RefSeq and is a predicted model, not a curated record. Gene Ontology annotation, cellular component: mitochondrion. NCBI's taxonomy places the organism in Eukaryota, Metazoa, Chordata, Actinopteri, Syngnathiformes, Syngnathidae. Gene Ontology annotation, biological process: isocitrate metabolic process; tricarboxylic acid cycle. Gene Ontology annotation, molecular function: magnesium ion binding; NAD binding; isocitrate dehydrogenase (NAD+) activity.